CCACCAUAUCCAAAACAACAAACACCAUAUUUGCCUUGUCUGAGAGUAUAGCAAAAAUGUUGAGAUUGAUUGCAGCCUUUAGCUCGACAUGCCUCCUCAUGGCCAUGUUAGCAGUAGCUCAACCACCAUACGAGUCACAGCCUUUCGUGCUCGAUACCAAUGGUCAGCCUCUUGAACGCGGUGUAGCAUACUACAUCGACCCUGAUGUGACCGAUAUUGGUGGUGGCAUAACCCUGAUUGACAGGAACGGCACCUGCCCGUUGUUUGUUGGGCUAGACGAGCUUGCCGCUUCUAAAGGCCUUCCGGUCACCUUCACACCAUUUUUCGACAAUGAAACUAAUGUGAGAGAGUUUAGUGACUUCAAAGUAGCGUUUACAUCUGACGUCUCCACCAUUUGUAUCCAAUCUUUGGCUUGGAGGGUAGGGGAAGAAGAUCCGGAGACAGGGAGGAGGUUCAUUGUGACUGGAGGGGAGCCGGGAUACUUCAGGAUUGAGAAGAAUGGAAGUGUAUACAAGUUGGGAUGGUGUCCAUCGGAUGCUUGUCCUAAUUGCAGGCCGAGGUGUGGGGACGCUGGUCUUCUGGUUGAGAAUGACAAGAGCUUUUUGGCCUUGGAUGGCCCUGCACUCCCUGUUGUAUUCAGGAAGGCUUAAAUGUGUUCGUGACUUCGUGUGCCACAUAAAAUAAAAGUCGUCUAUCCUCAGGAGUCAUGGCUUGGUUGUCAGAUGUCCUAUUAUAAUUGUAUUGAAUAAGAGGAAUAAUAAAUCAAUAAUAAGUUCUGUUACUUCUCAUUUAAUCUAAUAAUUGAAGGGAAAAUGGUGUUAUUUAAUCUUGUGCUGUUCACAGUUGUAAUGUAAUUUUUAUCAAGUAUCUUCUUGUUUUUCUCAAAUUAGUGACAAAUAAAAAAUACAUAAAGAU
Molecule: messenger RNA, 915 nt
Organism: Rubroshorea leprosula
Lineage: Eukaryota; Viridiplantae; Streptophyta; Magnoliopsida; Malvales; Dipterocarpaceae
Source: the annotation of a GenBank genome assembly